AUGGUCAGUAAACUUGCCAGUCUGUUAGGAGAUGCACCUCCUUCUUUAGAGGAAUUGAAGCAUAUAUCCAAAUCACCUUCAACAACAAAUGUAACUGCUCAAUCUACUAAAUCAGCACCUAUUCAAAAUCCUGAUCAAGACCAAACAAAAACCCUCAUCAGACAAGAUCAGCCAAUCACUUCAGCUCAACAAGCACAAAAAGAUGUCAAAUCAGACGACAACGAUCUGAUCUCUUCCAUUCUUGAGCAAGUGACUACAGGCGUUAAAAGUACUUUUAUACCUCCACAGAUACCUUCUGCACCGGCACCUUCUCAGCAACAAUUUCCCAUGAAGAGACCAUCACAAGAAGUAAUCGCAUUGACAACACCCACAAAGAUACAAAAAAAAAAGAGGAGUAGAAAGAAUAAAAAGAACAAGAAUAAGGUUAUACCUGAAGUCGUGCAUAGAGAUACACCAAAAGAAGAAGAAGAUGUGGAUUUUGAUACCGAAAUGGACAGAUACUUCCAAGCGACUACUAAUGCUCAAAAGAAGCAAGAAGAAGAGAAAACAGAACCGAUAAGCUCACAUGAACAAAAAGAUACAUCAGCUCUGAAAUAUUCACCCAAGAAAAGAAGUAUGGAAGAGGUUGCCUAUGAGAUAUUGGGUAAGCCUAUAAAGAAGUUGAAACAGCAACAACAACAACAAAAGCAGAAGCAGGCACAACUAAAGAAAGCGCCUCAGCCUAAAAAAGAGUUUGUACCGUUGGUACCUUGUAAAUACUAUGCUCAAGGCUAUUGUAAAGAUGGUGAUAACUGUACAUUUAAGCAUGACAAUACGAAUGAUCCUGAGGACGAACUGUGUCGAUUUAAGCAUGAAGGUCCAAGGGACAUAAAGAUAUGCCAGUUCUACAAGACGCAAAGCUGUACGAAAGGAGAUGCUUGCCCAUUCUCUCAUGAUUUGAAAUUGGAACCCUGUCGUUUCUAUCACAUCCAAAAAGUGUGUGAGCAAGGAGAUAAAUGUCCUUAUUCACAUGAAACACUGACGGAUGAAUCUCUACAACGGCUGCGCCAAUUAACUGGUCCUUGUCGCUUCUGGCAAUUUAAAGGCUACUGUGUUACAGGAGAUCAAUGUCUGUUUGCGCAUGAUGAUAUAUCAGAAGAAGAGAGAAAAAAGCUUGAAAGUACGAUUACACCUUGUAUUUACUACCACAUCAAAGGUGAAUGCCGUUCUGGGGAUGAUUGCUUUUAUUUACACGAUGAGGCCACUCCAGAACAAGUCGCUAAAUUAAAGAGCACCCAAAAUAAAUGA
Messenger RNA from Rhizopus microsporus ATCC 52813, 1287 nucleotides. RefSeq lists its product as uncharacterized. The transcript is spliced from 5 exons. The coding region runs from base 1 to 1287 and encodes 428 amino acids. Gene Ontology annotation, biological process: negative regulation of DNA-templated transcription. Gene Ontology annotation, molecular function: metal ion binding; RNA binding. NCBI's taxonomy places the organism in Eukaryota, Fungi, Mucoromycota, Mucoromycetes, Mucorales, Rhizopodaceae. Gene Ontology annotation, cellular component: nucleus. The record is from RefSeq and is a predicted model, not a curated record.